ACCAAACACCCCCUGAUAUCCAAUCCGAUGCUUUCCGAACAUCCAAACACUCCCAUAGUGCUUCCCCUCGAUUUAUCGCCUCAAAACCCUAUCAAAACCUUGCUCGUCUUACUCAACCCUUCGUUCCAUCUUCACAAAACAAUGGCAGCAACCAUAGCCCGAUCAAUCCUGACCGUCCGUUCAGCGUCAUCGUCCUACUCCUUCCUCUCCAAACGCCUUCUCUCUUCCACUUCCACCAUUGCCAAACCCCCACCCCUCCCGGGCUUCGCCCGAACCACCACCGUCACCCGUUCCACGGUCUCACUCUCUAACUUGCUCCGAUUCGCCCAUCCCUGCGCGGUUCGAUUGAACCCCGUUCGAUGCAGAGUGAACCGGUCUGGUGGGUCGACUUAUUCGCCGAUCAACUCUUCCUCCAACUUCGGUGAACGCCCACCCACCGAGUUGGCUCCGUUGUUUCCAGGUUGUGACUACGAGCACUGGCUUAUUGUCAUGGAUAAGCCUGGUGGUGAAGGUGCUACGAAGCAGCAGAUGAUCGAUUGCUACAUUCAAACCCUAGCUAAGAUAGUUGGAAGUGAAGAGGAAGCAAAGAAGAAGAUUUACAAUGUUUCUUGCGAGAGGUACUUCGGGUUUGGAUGCGAGAUUGACGAGGAAACUUCAAAUAAGCUUGAAGGUUUGCCUGGAGUUCUUUUUGUACUUCCUGAUUCUUAUGUCGAUGCUGAGAACAAGGAUUAUGGAGACGUAAGCAAGCGUUAUUUCAUUUAUGGCAGCUCUGCACCUAAUAUUCACCUUCCCUCCAAGUUAAAGAAACACUUGAAUGAUUCUGAUCAUCUUUGCUCUCAUGAUUUGCCAGCUGAGCUGUUUGUGAAUGGAGAGAUAGUUCAAAGGUCUCCUGAAAGACAAAGGAGAGUGGAGCCAGUGCCCCAGCAACAUCGAGACAGGCCAAGAUACAAUGACCGAACCCGCUAUGCCAGGCGCCGUGAGAAUAUGCGGUGA
Molecule: messenger RNA, 993 nt
Organism: Ilex paraguariensis (yerba mate)
Lineage: Eukaryota; Viridiplantae; Streptophyta; Magnoliopsida; Aquifoliales; Aquifoliaceae
Source: the annotation of a GenBank genome assembly